GCUACCCAUAUGGCCAUAUCCACAGAUUUUUCAUUUCCAUUUUCUCCAUCACUUUCUAUUUUGGCAACACUCUCACUCAAGCAUUCAGAUAACAUGAUCACACUAUAAAGAUCACAAUCUCACCUCUCUCUUUCCUUCAAUCCAUAAACACUUUAAUUUCAAAUAGCUUCAUAGUUAUCAUAUUUCGUCCUCUUCCCUUGAUACCAAAACCCCUUUUGGAAUCACUAUAAACACAAUGGCAACUUCAGCUGUUGGAGCCAUCAACUUGCUACCGGUGCAGUUGAAACUGAGUGGAUCAAGCAGUGGUGCACCUCCAACAACAAACUCAGCAUUCUUUGGAACCAGCUUGAAGAGAGUGAGUUCUGUAGUUUCAAACCAGAGGAAUUUGUCUGGCGGGAACUUUAAGGUUUGCGCUGGAAUCGAAUACGAUGAGGAGAAGCAGACGUCGAAGGACAGAUGGGGUGGACUUGCCUAUGACACUUCAGAUGAUCAACAAGAUAUCACAAGAGGAAAAGGAAUGGUGGACUCUCUCUUCCAAAACACCAUGGAUAGUGGCACUCACUAUGCUGUCAUGAGUUCUUAUGAUUACAUCAGUACCGGUCUUCGCCAGUACAAUUUGGACAACACCAUCGAUGGUUUCUAUAUUGCUCCUGCAUUCAUGGACAAGGUUGUAGUUCACAUCACCAAGAACUUUUUGAACUUGCCAAAUAUUAAAGUUCCUCUUAUUUUGGGAAUUUGGGGUGGCAAAGGUCAAGGGAAGUCUUUUCAAUGUGAACUUGUCUUUGCCAAGAUGGGAAUCAACCCUAUAAUGAUGAGUGCUGGAGAAUUGGAAAGUGGAAAUGCCGGAGAGCCUGCAAAGUUGAUCAGGCAAAGGUAUCGCGAGGCGGCGGACAUAAUUAAGAAAGGAAAGAUGUGCUGCCUCUUCAUCAAUGAUCUUGAUGCAGGGGCUGGUAGAAUGGGUGGAACAACCCAAUACACAGUUAACAACCAAAUGGUAAAUGCCACACUCAUGAACAUUGCUGAUAACCCAACCAAUGUUCAACUUCCUGGUAUGUACAACAAGGAGGAGAAUCCGCGUGUCCCCGUCAUUGUCACCGGUAAUGACUUCUCAACAUUGUAUGCUCCUCUCAUUCGCGACGGACGUAUGGAGAAAUUCUAUUGGGCGCCGACUCGAGAAGACCGGAUUGGUGUCUGCCAAGGUAUUUUCAGGACAGAUAAUGUUCCCAAAGAGGACAUUGUAAGGCUUGUUGACACCUUCCCUGGUCAAUCUAUUGACUUCUUUGGUGCCGUGAGGGCUAGAGUGUAUGAUGAUGAAGUCAGGAAUUGGAUCUCUAGUGUUGGGGUGGAAAGCAUUGGGAAAAGGCUUGUGAACUCAAAGGAGGGACCUCCAGUUUUCGAGCAACCGAAGAUGACAAUCGAGAAGCUUCUCGAGUACGGAAACAUGCUUGUCCAAGAGCAAGAGAAUGUCAAGAGGGUUCAAUUGGCUGACAAGUACCUCAAUGAGGCAGCUCUUGGAGAAGAAAAUGAAGAUGCCAUAAAAACCGGAAACUUCUAUGGAAAAGGAGCUCAACAGGUUCAUAUUCCCAUCCCUGAAGGUUGCACUGACCCUGUUGCAGAAAACUAUGAUCCAACAGCCAGAAGUGAUGAUGGAAGCUGCACAUACAAAUUUUAGAUGAUUCUUAUAGCCAUUUUUGGGCAGAUAAAUAAUGGGGUUUGGCAUAGGAGUCCAAAGAGAGUGUUAAUUGGUGUUACUAUGUUUCUCAGAUUAGUUUUCACUUUCUUUAUGUAAGGUGCAUUAAUCUGAACUUUGAAGUUGUACAUUGUACUAUUGCUUGUGUAACCCAUGCUUGGGUUUUACUUUAUGAGUGAUUAUAACUAGCUUUGUUAGUAAUAUCC
Arachis ipaensis is the source of this 1896-nucleotide messenger RNA. NCBI's taxonomy places the organism in Eukaryota, Viridiplantae, Streptophyta, Magnoliopsida, Fabales, Fabaceae. The record is from RefSeq and is a predicted model, not a curated record.